AUGGCUUCGCCUAUGCCUAGUCCCGCUGCUCCGAGACUGGCAGAGGUAUACGACACCUUCGCCGAUAUUGACAUCAUAAACGCCCCUCAGUAUCCGAAGGGACCAAAUAUUCAUACCCAAGUGCAACUUGGCGACAAACUAACCGAAGACAAUGCACUUCUUGCCCGUCGGCUCUGGGAAGGACCCGAUACUCAUCUUGGAGAUGCCUGGAAAGCAAAAACCAACCGACCAUAUCCACGGGAUGAGAAUGAGCCCACAAUCAUGCACGUGCUUGCACACAAUGUCUAUGAGCAUCUGAUGAGCAGCCCGUUUCUUCCAGUCUCGCGUGAAGCUGCCAUUGCCAAUUGGAGAACAGAGAAUCUUGAUGUGACGUACGACGGCAUUCAAGGAUUGAAUGCUUUGCGAGACAACAUCUUCGUCAACGGUGUCAGCCCUCUGAGUGCACGACAAGAGCAUUGGACAAUACCAAAGCUCAAACAAGAGCUUAAUGCUAGAAAGGUUCCUUUCGACGAUAAGUCGAAGAAGGCUGCACUUCAAACGCUUCUUUUCGAGUUUGAACUUGACCAGAAGGUUGGGGCCUUAAAGCGAACUAAGCUCAGCCAUUGGGGUAUCAAUCGUGCGCACACGCACAUCGUCGCACCUGCCAGGAAUGCAGCCCUGUCGGCACUCGAUAUGUACACUGCAGCAAUCAGUUUGAGUCCAUACAAUCCCACAUACUGGACAAGUCGCGCAUAUUGCCAUUAUUUGCAGGGUUUCUUUGAUCUGGCCAUCGGGGACGCCUACCGCGCCCAGCUUCUUUGCGAAGUAUUGACGUUGGCACUCAAAAGGAACCUACGCCCGGGGCUCUACACCCGGGUCUGGGACGCAAUUCAAAUGCAUCUCAUGGCAGGGUGGAAAAGUGGCAGCAACGCACCCCCGGAGAUCCUUCAAAUGAGGAGGGCCAAUGGUAUCAACUAUUUCAUUCCAACGCUGAGAAGUGCAUUUGACAACAUCAUCUGUCUCAGUCUUGCAGCAAUGAACUGCUGGGAUGAUUUUAAUAUCUACAUGGAAGAACACCUCAGAAGAGGCCUCUUGGCCCAACGUGAAGCUGACACUCCCAUCCAACGCAAGAAAGCAGUCCAGUGUAUCAUAAAUGAGAUCAACGAACGAAGGACCCAGCCCUCUGCGGGACGCCAGCCUCUUUAUGGGCACGAGUGGAUGCGAGGAUGGGUUUCAGGCGGGACGCGAUAUCCCUACGAGCCCACAGAUGUGAAUCGCGAAGCUGCGCCAUUCCUGGCGACAUUGAACAGGAAUGUGUUUACCGUUAGCGCACAUGCCACUGUGGACAAGGGCUUGUGCGAGGUGAGGCCAAAAAUACUCUCAGAUAAUACUUCCAAUGGGUUGGGGGUUUUCGCCACUACCAAGAUUGCAGCAGGAACUGUUAUUCAUUAUGAAGAGCCCGUUAUCCGUGGACAUCUCCAGCCUAAUAUCUUGGCAGAUGGCCAAACAUCAGCCGCGCACACCAUAUCACGUUGUGAUAACUGCAAGCAGCCAAUUCCAAAAGAGCAACUGAAACACAUCAUUGACAACCUGGAACUCAUAAGAAAUCCAGAGAAAGACACAGCAGGAAGUCAUCCUCUGCCUUGUCCAUGCCUGAACCUGAUAAACCCACUCAAGGAUGAUCUUCGAAACGACGGUCAGCCUCCUGCUCAGUUUUGUGCCGACAACCAGAGAAAGGAUGCGGCUGGCAACGCCAUGCCCUGCAGGCAGAUAGCGUCAGAGAUAUAUGCGUUCUCAGAGUUCAAGGAUAUCAAAUGGGACUGGCUACACAAUGCCAUGCGAGCUAAUAUAACAAGACAUGCUAAUAGAGAUCACUUCUCAGCUCACCAUGAGAAACACGGCACUGUGCUGAGUCUAUUGCUGAAAAGUGUACUUGAGAUCACUCUACAUCGCCGCCACAGAGAUCCCGAUAUUCAGCCACAUGAGAUUGACGAACUACUGAUACUUGAGAACGGAGCUGAUUCCAACCAGCCAUGGACAGACAGUUGGUUCCCCUUCACCAUGUCCGGCAACAUUCGCGUACCGUUUGACAUCCUCUCUGCGCUUGGAAUUGACAUUUUCCGAGAUCUCGCAUUCGACACAUGGUCCCUUCAAAUCGUGCUCCGGAAGUUGCUCAUCAAUGCUGUGCCUUGGGAUCUUGCACGGCGAGCCAAACAAGACAUGUACACCAAACAUGAUGGGCUCAAGAACGUGCCCCGGGGGAAUGAACAAGUGAAAAUGAAAAAGGGAAAGGAAGACUUUGCAUGGCUAGAGCCAUCUCUUUCGGAUCUCUAUCUCUUCCCUGGACUGAGCAUGUUCAAUCAUGCUUGUCGCCUAAGCGAGAAUGCAACCUGGGGAUUCCACUCUACUGUUCUAAAUCGGGUGGUUGUCUACGCAACCAAGGCUAUCGCUGCAGAUGAGGAAAUUCGAAUCCCAUAUGUGAAUCUGGAUUUCCCUGGUGCACGAGGCGGUGCGAAUGUCGGUGAGGCGGUGCGACUUUUUGGGAAGAACUGCGACUGCGAGGGGUGCGCAGGCGCUGCAGCUGGGGAUGGGGCCGCUGUCGCAAUGAAAGGAGCUCCGGACCCAGCUCCAGGCCCAGCUGCACCACCUGGCCUUGGUGGACUUCUAUUCGCUGGUACUGGCUUCCCACCUAGAGCUGAGUUCCAACCUGGAGCUAGCCCUGUACUCGGAGCUGGGCCUAGGCCUGUGUUUGGAGCUGGUGCUAGCCCUGCUGCCAGGGGUAUGCUGAACAGAGGAGGUGAUGGUAUGGCAGGUGAGGUCGCAUCCUCGGACGAGGAAAUGGAAGAUUACGAGACGAAAGAGUCUCCAGGGCUGGGAUGA
Penicillium salamii is the source of this 2859-nucleotide messenger RNA. NCBI's taxonomy places the organism in Eukaryota, Fungi, Ascomycota, Eurotiomycetes, Eurotiales, Aspergillaceae. The record is from the annotation of a GenBank genome assembly.